Molecule: messenger RNA, 615 nt
Organism: Nakaseomyces glabratus
Lineage: Eukaryota; Fungi; Ascomycota; Saccharomycetes; Saccharomycetales; Saccharomycetaceae
Source: RefSeq, a predicted model, not a curated record
AUGGAGAGGUUGAACAGUUUGGAGAGGAGUCUGCCCCCGGAGCAGCCGCCCACGGAGAAGGCUAUUGCGACGCUGAACUCUGAGCUGUCGCAGGAGUUCAAGCUGGCGGCGAACUCUGUGACGAAGCUGUACCGGCUGGCGAACGAGCGUGCGAGUCUGGUGAGGCACCAGGGGUACUUGGACUGUGUGGAGGACGUGCUGUCGCUGAUAGACGGUAGCACCGGUAGUAAUGGCAGUAAUGGUAGCAAGGAACCGACGGUGGAGGAUAUACGGGAGUGGUGCCUCAAGCGCAGACAAGAAAUGCUUUCUUCCAAGGAUGGCCGUGUGGAUAGUCACAGAAGUGACGGCCGCGGGGGACAAGGCCGAGUGGCCCCCAAGGUGGAUUUCCACUUGCAAAAGAGCUUUCUGGGCAAGACAGAGGUGCCGCAGGGUGGCAAGAUCGAGGUGCCGACAUUCAAGCUGGGUAAGCCACCGUUGAGCGUGGAGCACCACGCACGCCCAGGACGGCGGCGCCAGCUAAAUACACCUGCGGCAACGAACACAACGUUUACAUCUACACCUAACAACGAGAACUCAGAGAUGCAUGAAUCGGUUCCUAAGAAACCGAAGUUAUAG